AUGAUACUAAGAAGAAAUAAUAUAAUACCACUCCGCCAUUUGACUUCAGGUUGUCGGCUCUUUGCUAGAAAAGCAGCCACUAAAAAGGCACCGUCACCUCUACUUGAGGAAUGGGAUCGCGGGGGGAGAAAUCAAGAUACAGGACUUUCCCCUUUAUUAGCAUCUAUGAAGCGAUUGAUAGAUCUGAAUCCUGGGUGUGUUAGCUUAAUCCAAGUUGGGAGUUUUUAUGAACUUUAUUUCGAGCAGGCGGAGGAAUAUGGUCCUAAAUUGGGACUAAAGAUUGCAAAAAAGAAAACCCUGAAUCAUGUUGUUCCAUUCGCCGGAUUUCCAACUACACAAUUGCGAAAAUUUACAGAAAUGCUAAUUCAUGAACAGCAAGUUAACGUUGCCAUUAUUGAUCAAUGUGACCAAGGGUCCAAGACAAAUCAAAAUUUGGUGCAUCGUAAGAUUUCAAGAAUCAUUACACCUGGGACAUUAAUUGACGAGUCGUUUCUAAAUUUCAACGAGAAUAACUACCUUGUUGCCAUUUCGUUUGCUCCCAGCUCAUUGAGUCUUCCACCAGACCCACAAAUGAAAGUUGGACUAUCAUGGACUGAUAUUUCCGUUGGUGAAUCAUUUGUACAACUAACCACAUUAGGUGAAUUGAGUUCAGAUAUUGCCAGAAUCAACCCCAGUGAAAUAUUGCUACCUAAGGAGUUCCAAGACCACAAUUUACAUUUGGGUCAAUGGUAUAGCCCCUUACAGGAAUUGAAACGCUAUAUCAUCAGGUAUCAUAGUACUACCAACUAUAACGAGUUGAAAUUACAAUAUCAUGACAGUAUUCAAAAAGUUAGAAGACAUUUGGAAACUUUUUCUCCACGAGAACAAGCUGCCUUAAAUAUGAUAAUGUCGUACAUGAGUAUAAACUUACCUGAUGUUGAUAUUUUGAUGACUUUGCCAACUAGAUAUUUCAAUGAGACUUGUUUACAGAUGGAUUCAAGGACAAGAGAAGCUUUAGAGUUAACCGAGAGAACGAUAGCUGGAAGAACCUCUUCUGUUGGUUCAUUGGUUUCUGUCAUUAAGCGAACAUGCACAUCGUCCGGUACGAGGUUGUUAACUGAAUGGAUAAAGUCCCCAUCUUUAGACACCAAAGAUAUCGAAAAGAGACAAUCAUUUGUAAAAAUGUUUUUGAAAAAUCAGCACUUAAAAAUAGUGACUAGACAGCAUUUACAGCAGUUGGGUGAUUUCAUAAGAAACUUGCAAAAGUUAGUGGUGGGACGUGGAGAUCCUGUCAAUCAGUUAGUGUAUGCAGCAAGCACUUUGGAUGGUUUACAAAAAUUACGGGAUUUUUUGGUUGAAGAAUACGAACAGAACCCCAAAAAAUUGUCUUGUUUAAAAAAUCUCCUUGAAAAAUUUGACAUCCCAAAACAUUUAGCAGAGAAAAUAUAUAACACAAUAGAUAUUGAGGAACAGACAAUUCCCGGUGAAGGUAGUGAAGAGAUCGAGGAGCCAACAGAGGUAGUUGAAGAUACUAAUCUGAGUUACACUAAUAGUUUCCUAGAGAAAUAUCGAUCAAAACAAGAGGGGAACACGGACGCAGAAAAUUUUUAUUCUGUGAAAAGAGAUUUCAAUGACGAAUUGAAGAUUUUGCAUGACGAGUUGAGUGAGUUGGAAGUGGAGGAACACAAACUUUGGAGUAAGUUGCGCAAUGUCCUUGACGAUAUUGAUGUGAAAUUAAAUAUCGGCAAAAAAAUUGUACUUGGCCGUUACAAUAAUGUAAUUUUAAUAACUGGCAAAACAUCUUCAAUAAGUAAAGCAAGUGCUAAAUUGGAUGGUGAUAUUCUCUAUGAGAAAAAAAUGUCACUUGUAUACAGAUCAACAGAAUGGAAUGAUAUUCAGCAUCUAAUAUUAGACAAAAAGGAAGCCAUUUUGUUGGUUGAAAGAAAAAUCAUAGAAGAGCUCAAACUGGAAGUAACACGGAGAUUUCCUGAAUUUCGUGAAUUGGCUGGGUUGGCUGAUUUUCUAGAUGUCACUUCUUCCCUUGCAAUUGUCGCAGAAGAGAACAAUUGGACCUGUCCUAAGUUAAUUAAAACUCCUCGUCUCUCAGUGGAAGGUGGUAGGCAUGUUGUUGUUGAAUCUAGUUUGAAAGAUUCUGGCAAUAUGUUUAUCCCCAAUGAUUCCAAAAUGGGUACAGAUGGGACUUUGUGGGUUAUCUCGGGUCCCAACAUGGGAGGUAAAAGUACUUAUUUAAGACAGAAUGCUUUAAUUGUGAUUUUAGCACAAAUUGGUUCAUUUGUUCCCGCUGAAAAGGCAACUAUAGGGUUGGUUGAUAAAAUUUUUACUCGUAUUGGAGCAACUGACGAUUUAUUCAAUGAUUUGAGUACUUUUAUGGUGGAAAUGGUUGAGGUAAGCAACAUUUUAACUAAUGCAACCCCGCUGUCAUUAGCCAUUGUCGAUGAGAUUGGACGAGGAACAAGUGGCAAAGAAGGAUUAGCAAUCGCAUAUGCUACAUUACUCAGUCUAUUGCAAGUUAACAAAUGUAGAACCUUGUUUGCUACACAUUUUGGAAAAGAAUUGGAACAGCUUUUGGUUGCCAAUAAUAUAGACCAAAAAAAUAUUCGCUAUUUUCGUACAAGAGUAUUAGAGAAUGGCGACAAUGAGAAAGGCUUUGUUAUCGACCAUACAUUGGAGCCGGGAAUCAGUGAACGUUCUCAUGCAUUAGAUGUUGCCCGAAUGGCAGGGUUUCCUGAAAACGCACUAAAGGCUGCAGAAAAAGUACUAGAUAAUUUAUAG
Candida albicans SC5314 is the source of this 2772-nucleotide messenger RNA. RefSeq names its product mismatch repair ATPase. The coding region runs from base 1 to 2772 and encodes 923 amino acids. The transcript has a single exon. Gene Ontology annotation, biological process: mismatch repair. The record is from RefSeq and is a predicted model, not a curated record. Gene Ontology annotation, molecular function: ATP binding; ATP-dependent DNA damage sensor activity; mismatched DNA binding. NCBI's taxonomy places the organism in Eukaryota, Fungi, Ascomycota, Pichiomycetes, Serinales, Debaryomycetaceae. Gene Ontology annotation, cellular component: nucleus.